Nothobranchius furzeri (turquoise killifish) is the source of this 3711-nucleotide messenger RNA. RefSeq names its product solute carrier family 4 member 11 (gene slc4a11). Gene Ontology annotation, molecular function: solute:inorganic anion antiporter activity. Gene Ontology annotation, cellular component: plasma membrane; basolateral plasma membrane. Lineage: Eukaryota; Metazoa; Chordata; Actinopteri; Cyprinodontiformes; Nothobranchiidae. The record is from RefSeq and is a predicted model, not a curated record. Gene Ontology annotation, biological process: monoatomic anion transport; transmembrane transport; monoatomic ion homeostasis.
AGCAUUGGAAGGAAGAGCAGAGGUGAUCUCUCACUCAGCAGCACAGGAUAACAUAACCAUGAUGGGUUGAUUCAGGGGAGGGGGGAGGGGGGUUGGGACUGGAAGUGUGCAUUCACCACCACUUGUUCAGCUAUGGAGACCAACAAAGUUCUUCAUUUUGUGCCUUCUGGCCAGAUGGGUGUGUUACAUGGAGAAUCAGGACAAGGUCUGAUAACUCCAACUUCCGGGAGAUCUGAAAUCACCGGAGCAAUGCCUUUUUCUGCUUCAGAGGCCCCUCCGUCUAGGAUGUCCAAGAAUGGAUACUUUUUUCAAGAAAUGGAGCAGCAGGAGGCAGAGCAAGAGGAGGGCAGCGAGGGUCGAGAGGAGGGACAGGACUUACCGAUGGCCUACGGAGAUGACAUCCACCUUUAUGACAACCAGAUCAGCCCUGGAACAGAAGCAGAUGACUCCGGUUGUGUGUUGCUGAACACAUCAAGAAGGUAUGUGAAGCUGAUGAACUUUGAGGAGGAGGUCCGGGCACAUCGAGACUUAGAUGGCUUCCUGGAAAGAGCUAGCAUACUGUUGGAUGAGACAGCUGCUACCCUGGAUGAUGUCCUUAAGAGGAUGCUGCACCAUGUGAGCCAGGACAGUCAUGUAUCUGAGCCCAGCUGCAACUUUGAGGAGGUGAUGAGCAUGCUGUUCACAGAUGCAGGAACUCAGGAGGUGAACGACAAGUCUCAGAGUUUUGUUUUCUUUGAUGACGUCCACCUGCUGUCAGAGACAAUCCAGGGUGUGACAGCCACAGCCACUGGGGUCCAGUACCAGCAGUCCUGGCUCUGCAUCCUCUGCAACGUGAAGCAUCUCCAGAGGCGUCACGUGUGCAUCUCCCGUCUGGAGAGGCCACAGAACUGGGGGGAGAACUGCUGCGAGGUUCGCUAUGUCAUCCUGAUCCUGGCCCCAUCCAAAAUGAAAAGUACCAAGACAGCGAUGGAGCUGGGCAGGACAUUUGCCUCCCUCUUCUCUGACAUCUCCUUCAGACAGAAGCUGCUGGAAACGAAGACGCAGGAAGAGUUUAAGGAGGCUUUGGUGUUCCAAAGGCAUCAGCUUACAGCAGCCAACCAGGAGCCUGUAGCUCUGGGGAAGAAGGAGGUGGCCCCUCGCAGUCAUAAACCUCUCAAGUGUAAAGAUUUCCUCAGAGCCGGCCGGGGGAUUUAUGAGGACUUGUGCCGUAGACUGCCUUUCUACCCUUCUGACUUCACAGAUGGGAUCGUUGGCAGUAAUAAAACCCUGCUGAAGUACAUGACCACAGCCAUCUUUCUGUACAUCGCCAUCCUCCUUCCUGCCAUCGCUUUUGGCUCGCUCAAUGAUGAAAGCACUCGUGGUGAAAUUGAUGUGAGGAAAACGAUCAUAGGCCAGAGUAUCGGUGGGGUCAUCUACUCAUUGUGUGCUGGCUCUCCUUUAGUUAUCCCUCUUACCACUGCUCCCCUCGCCAUCUUCAUCAGCGUGAUCCGUGGAAUCUGUGAUGACUAUAACUUGGAUUUUCCAGCUUUUUACGCAUGCAUUGGUUUGUGGAACUGCCUUUUCCUCAUCCUGGGAGGAAUCUUCAAUGUCAGCCUGUUGAUGAAGCUCUUCAAAAGAUCCACAGAGGAGGUUAUUGCGCUCUUCAUAUCCAUUGCAUUUGUGGUUGAUGCUGUGAAAGGCACCGUGAAAAUCUUUCAUAGAUACUACCAUUCACCGACUCUGGCAAACAGAAGUAUAGAAGACUUUCCUCAGGGAGGAGACCUGCUGGGGGGAAACAGGAGCAAAGCAGUGCUCGGCUCGGUGUUCAAUACCUUCCCUGAGUCUUUCAUCCAGUGCACUCGAGAGAGGCCUGUCCUUUGCCUCCUGCUGAUGCUCGGGACCUUAUGGAUGGGCUACACUCUCUAUCAGUUCAAAAGGAGUCCAUUCCUGCAUGCCAAAGUGAGAGAAGUGCUGUCGGACUGUGCCCUGCCCAUCUCAGUGCUGCUCUUCUCCUUCAUCGGAUCUUACCUGUUCAGUGACAUUGAACUUCCAGUAUUUAAAGUUCAUGACCGUCCCAUCUUCAACGUGGCUCCCUUUGAGCGUCUGUCAGCCAUGAAUGUUGUCAGUGCCAUGGGACUUGGUUUUCUCCUAGCUCUCCUCAUCUUCAUCGACCAGAAUAUUGUUGUUUCUCUGACCAACGCAUCCGAGAACAGGUUGCUGAAGGGUACAGCAUAUCACUGGGACCUGAUGCUCUCUGGGCUCAUUAACAUACUGAUGUCGGUACUGGGGUUGCCCUGGAUGCACGCCGCCUUCCCCCACUCCACCCUGCAUGUGCGCCAGCUGGCUUUUGUAGAGCAGCGCGUAGAGGGGGGGCACCUCUAUGAGACUAUCGUCCAGGUAAAGGAAACCCGUCUGACAUCUCUGGCUGCCAACAUCUUCAUCGGCGUCUCUGUUCUGCUGCUGCCCCUCCCGCUGCAGUGGAUCCCCAAACCUGUGUUGUAUGGCCUCUUCCUCUACAUUGCCCUCACAUCCAUUGAUGGAAACCAGAUGUGUGAUCGCAUGGCCCUCCUCCUAAAAGAGCAGACAUCUUACCCGCCUACCCACUACAUCCGUAAAGUGCCCCAGAGGAAGAUCCACUACUUCACCUUUUUGCAGAUGAUGCAGCUGCUGGUGCUGUGCACAUUUGGCAUGUACCCCAUACCAUACAUGAAGAUGAUCUUCCCUCUGGUCAUGGUCCUCCUAAUCCCAAUCAGGAACAACGUGCUUCCUCAUAUCAUCGAGGCCAAAUACUUGGACAUAAUGGACGCCCAACAUAUGUAGCCACAGACGGACUCAACCUCUGGAUCCUUUAGAACAAUGAAAUAAAUACAUUAAAUAAUAAUAAUAAUAUCUGUAAUUACAAAGAAAAAAGAAGAAAUAACAAAAACAUACUGUUCAUUGCAAAAUGAUAUGAAUGCAAAGUGGAGAAAUUCUGGCAGUUUGUUUAGUUUUUUUUUUUUUUGGGAGAAGUUUAUUCUUACACUGGAAAUGUGAGGAGGAGAGAUGAAGGUUGUGCAUUUUCCAUAAAGAAACUGAUAUUUCUUUAUGGAAAGGGGAAAACAAACCUGACAGUUCAGAGCUCCCUGUCUGACCUCUGUUUGUUCAGUGCAAUGAACCAUAGCUCCAUGCUCUCCCUUCACACCUCCACCUAGUAUGGUUACACUUUACAAUCUCCUCUCUGCAGUGUGCACAUUAUGAGUGGGUAAGACCUGCCGAUGCUGCAGAAGCUUCAAGUGAUUGUUGCUUUUCACCAAAAAAAAAGUGUAAUGGCACGCUUCAAAUAUGAUUUUUUGUUUUGACACUUUGCACUUUCUUUGCUUUGACACAGUCAUACGGGUAAGUUUUACCUGCACACACUGUGUUUAGUAGUACUUCAGUACUCUUGAGCGAGUUAGUUUAGAGCACUGCAUUUUGGCCACUUUAAAGUUAGCCUUUGACCUUUUGUACACGUUUCAUUGUCCAGGAGUUAAACCCUCUUGCACCUUUUAGCUGUGGAUUCUAACUUUUCUUUCAAUGGAUGAUUGCACGUUUAGUUUAUCAGUCAUUCCAACAAUUGUCAGUAUUCGAUAAGAUGAUAUAAAAGUGUGUGUGUGUGUUUGUGCGUGUGUGUGUGUGUGUUUGUGCGUGUGUGUGCGUGUGCGUGUGUGUUUGUGCGUGUGUGUGUGUGUGUUUGUGCGUGUGUGUGCGUGUGCG